This is a messenger RNA of Ceratotherium simum simum (southern white rhinoceros), 2008 nucleotides long. RefSeq names its product synapse associated protein 1 (gene SYAP1). Gene Ontology annotation, biological process: regulation of short-term neuronal synaptic plasticity; TORC2 signaling. NCBI's taxonomy places the organism in Eukaryota, Metazoa, Chordata, Mammalia, Perissodactyla, Rhinocerotidae. The record is from RefSeq and is a predicted model, not a curated record. Gene Ontology annotation, cellular component: synapse; nucleus; cytoplasm.
GCACUUCCGGCUAUCUCCUUGGGACGCACGCAUUGUGGAGUCGGGAGGAGGCAGUAGCUGCUAGGGUCUCCGGUGACCCGGACCGCGGUGGCGGCCCCGCGAGCGGGAUGUUCCGGGGUUUGAGCAGUUGGUUUGGCUUGGAGCAGCCGGCGGCGGGUGGCCGGCAGUCCGAGGGAGACGGGCAGCCCGAGGGAGACGCUCCACCCGAGCAGCGCUCCGAGACGGUGACGGAGCCGGCGCCGCAGCAACCGGGGGACCAGGAGCUUCUUCACCAGGCCAAAGGCCUUGGCAACUAUCUAUUUAACUUUGCAACUGCUGCUACAAAAAAGAUAACUGAAUCAGUUGCUGAAACAGCACAGACGAUAAAGAAAUCAGUAGAAGAAGGAAAGAUAGAUGACAUCAUUGAUAAGACAAUUAUAGGAGAUUUUCAGAAGGAACAGAAAAAAUUUGUUGAGGAGCAGCAUACAAAAAAAUCAGAAGCAGCAGUGCCCCCAUGGGUUGAUAGUAAUGAUGAAGAAACAAUUAAACAACAAAUCUUGGCCUUAUCAGCUGACAAGAGAAAUUUCCUUCGUGACCCUCCAGCUGGUGUGCAGUUUAAUUUUGACUUCGAUCAGAUGUACCCCAUUGCCCUGGUCAUGCUCCAAGAGGACGAGCUGCUGAGCGGGAUGCGAUUCGCCCUUGUUCCUAAACUCGUGAAGGAAGAAGUGUUCUGGCGGAACUACUUUUACCGUGUCUCCCUGAUUAAGCAGUCGGCCCAGCUCACGGCCCUGGCGGCCCAGCAGCAGGCCGCCGGAAAGGAGGAGAAGAGCCACGGCAGAGAGGAGGAGUUGCCACUGACAGAGGCAGUACGGCCCAAAACGCCACCUGUCGUAAUCAAAUCUCAGCUUAAAACUCAAGAGGAUGAAGAGGAGAUUUCUACCAGCCCAGGUGUUUCUGAGUUUGUCAGUGAUGCCUUUGAUGCCUGUAACUUAGAUCAGGAGGAUUUGAGAAAGGAAAUGGAGCAACUGGUGCUUAACAAAAAGGAGGAGGAGACAGCCGUACUAGAAGAGGAUUCUGCAGAUUGGGAAAAAGAACUACAACAGGAACUUCAAGAAUACGAAGUGGUGACAGAAUCAGAGAAACGAGAUGAAAACUGGGAUAAGGAAAUAGAGAAAAUGCUGCAGGAGGAAAAUUAGCUGUUUCCUGAAAUAAAAGAAUAAUCCUUAACCUUGUGUAACUGACGUGAAAUUCUAGAUGGCGACACUUGCUGAAUCAGAAGGCACAAAAGAGUAUAACUUUAUGAAAUUCAAAAUUAUUCUUUUUUCAAGCUGAAACUUGCCUCUUCUACUUAAAAAAAAGUAUAUAGAACAGUUAGUCUAAUAAUCAAAAAGGGAUGUUUUAUGUAAUAUUUCUUUAAUGUAAAUCUAGUUGGAGAUGUUCUUCUAGUUAGUAUGGAUGUCUUUGCAACAGAAACACAAGUAAACUUUUUGAGUUCUGUUUUCCAUGAGGUCAAAAAUGUGAUUUAUUCUUCAAUUGUGGUUUUCUAAGCAUUUGUACUUCUUGUUGCAUUUUCGUUGAUACAUGUAUGUUAAAGUACUUACUCAAUGGGUUGAUAACUAUCAAAAUGACCAAAUUAUACCAAAGAACUUAAGAGGAAGCACUUUCAGGACUAUUUUCUUGCUAGGUUAUUUUCUAAAAUUCCAUCUGGAAGCCAAAAGAUAAAAUAAUUAUGUUGAUUGUAAUGGUAUAAACAUCACACAAUUUGACAUUGAGAAAUACUGUACAAAAAUGUUUUUCUCCAGGGCCUUUUGUUUCUUUCUUGUUUGUUAUUUUUUUAAACUAUACCACAUUCAAUAAUAUUUUCCUAAAUCGCACAUCAGAGUUUUUGUAGAAAGCAGGGCCUUUCAUCCUUUUUGUAUUGAUAACCUUCAGAAGCCUGUUCACCUUAAAGUCUCUUAUUCUUGUUUAAAUCAUCACCACAUAUAAAUGUUUUAGCUUUGUUUGUCUUAAUUAAACUGUCUUUAUAAAA